GCUGUCAACCACACCUUGUCCUCGUAUUUCCCCGCAUUUAUCAAGGCCUGCCGAAACAAAAGGCUUCGCGUUCCUGGCAGUGCAUGCCUAUACAAUUCGUGCUUCUUGGCAACUCUCCAUCGCUCUCUACCUUGCAAUGCACCUUCAUUUCACCACAGCACACCUUUGGCUUUAUCAAUCCUUCUCCUACACAUCCCAACUUUUCCUACAGAACUAUGCUUCAAUGCAAAAUAUAACUUUUAUCCCGGACCUCGGAUGGCAUACGAGAGCCCUGAAUGCCCUGCAGGUCUAGGCUUGACAGGCCCAGCACACCCAACUCGCCCAGCUCGCGCUUUUUUUUCUAAGCUCCUCCCCAUCCUAGUGCUGCCAGCACCAGUAACGCCGCCAGUCAGCAAGCGCUGGAGUCAUCUUCAAGCUCUCGACAUCCAAAAACGAUGCCACGGGGGCUUCCAAAGCGAAGAGGGAUUAUGGACUACAAGUUCUAAGCAUGAUGUUCAAUUUUCAGAAGAGGUUUUGAACGCCGGUAAAACAUCAACACAUAUCAGUAUGGAUACAAUGGCGGAGCAAAUCAGUCCAGAGCCAAGUAUGGUCGCCGAGAGAUUGGCGGCGCUGAUCUGUCACGGUUCCAAUCCCUCGUCUGUGAACCAAAGAAGGCGCAUGGACACAUACACGCACUCAUGUUUGCCAUUUUCAUACCUGCGUCUUUUUUGCUUACCUACACGUGAUCAGAUUGAUGUCAUGUCAAGCCGUUUGCGCGCGCCUUGCGAGCAUCGUUUUCACUCGUCCGCGUUUCUUUCACAGCUCACCAUGUCGAACACGAUCACUCCGGACGUUACACCACAUCCACUGCACGGAAUCGCUCGCCAACCGCUUAAUGCUGAUGGCGAUGACAGCAACCUCGGGGCAGCACCUACAAGCAAACCAGCAGUGACCAUGAUACCUUCAACAAGUCUCCCAGGAGGACGCUCCCACCCAUCCGUCUUUGGUCACCACACCGCUCUCUAUUCUCAGGACGUUGGUGAUAUCAGCGGCGACUCGGAAACGGAUUCGGACGACAAUAGUGAGGAGGGAUAUGAGCAUGUCGGACGAAAACCUGGUCGCAGAAGAAGACGUCGCCGCAUCUCUGCGUCGGCUUCCCAUCUUCUGGCACAGGCACCUACGGUCCCGGAUUUGAGAUUCGACCACAACUACCGCAAAGCGCUCGAUCAGAUCUAUGAGACCCAUGCACGGGAAUCUGCCCAGGCUGCGGAGUUCAACGCUGCCGCCACAGGAACAUCCUCAUCGUCAUCAAGGAAUCGGAGACAACAGCGUCAGGUCAGGACAGUGCCCUCGAUCACGGCCCGAGUCACGGUCAUGACUCUGCGGGAUAUCAUCCUCAUGCCCUUUAUCCACGGCUUCUUUUGGGGGUUCGGCACCGUGCUCCUGACGUUGGUCGGUCAACGCAGUCUGUUCUAUCAUGCUCACAGGACAUGGCGCAAGAUCUUUGGCGGUAAUCCGGAUGAUGUAUCCACAGUCGUCCGAGGUGAACCCGCCCGUGUACGCAGAGUCGGAACCACAGUCGGAGGAGGUCUGGGACUGAUGAAUGCGGGAUCUGCGGCGAAUCAGCCGGCCGCAGGCUUUGCUAGACCCUCAGCACAUGUGUACUAAAGAGCAGAAAUUGUGUAUUUUUUGAUAGAACAAGAAAUAAAGGCAUUAGAUUCCGUAC
Molecule: messenger RNA, 1705 nt
Organism: Gamsiella multidivaricata
Lineage: Eukaryota; Fungi; Mortierellomycota; Mortierellomycetes; Mortierellales; Mortierellaceae
Exons: 2
Coding region: 256-1647 (463 amino acids)
Biological process (GO): mitophagy
Molecular function (GO): mitochondrion autophagosome adaptor activity
Source: RefSeq, a predicted model, not a curated record